AUGCUUGAGUGGUCUGAGGUGGCAACUUGCAAGACGAAUCGCCGGUGUGGAUUCAUGUCAAGGACUGUAUUGGAUUACGAGAGGGACACGGCAGUUAUAUCCGGCCCGUUGGGAUUUCCAGCAGCAAGUUUCUGCAUGACAGACGACCGAUUUCCACCACUAUAUGAUAGACAGCAAGGACUGGUGCAAGGGCAAAAUCGAAAUGCGAACCCGACAAGUGAUUUUGACUGUCGGAUACCAACAAAUGAAAAUCUCAGGGGAUCUUCAUGCAUUGCAAUAGGAGUCGAAAUUGGUGUCAUGUACAUCGUUCAAUCCGGCUAUGCGAGUGGGAACUUCGACAAGCAAAGUGACGGGGGCGGAUAA
Botrytis sinoallii is the source of this 363-nucleotide messenger RNA. RefSeq lists its product as uncharacterized. The coding region runs from base 1 to 363 and encodes 120 amino acids. The record is from RefSeq and is a predicted model, not a curated record. NCBI's taxonomy places the organism in Eukaryota, Fungi, Ascomycota, Leotiomycetes, Helotiales, Sclerotiniaceae. The transcript has 3 exons.